CUUCCUGUUGUUCCCGGACUCUCUUCCGGGUUUGGGGUCCGGAGGUUUGGCCGGAGCUGCGCCCGGUGAGUGGAGGCGCCCCGGGGGGAGAGGGAAGAGGGCCGCCCGGGGAAGGGGCGAGGGAGGCCUUCCCUUAGCCGGGAGAGGUAGGAUCCUGACCCUGCACCCGUGUUCUGCGCUUGCGGGUCGCCCUGCACGUCGGAAUGCGCCCCAGGGAAACUCGCAGGCAGGCGGGCGGGCGAGGAGGAGGAGACCCAGUUCAUUGCGGCGCCUGGAUCUCUCCCAGGAAUCUGCCUGCCCCAGAGUCAGGCCCUCCAGCUCAGGGCUGCCCACACGGGCUGGCAGCAGCCGGGGACUUAAUAAUAAUAAUAAUAAUAAUAAUAAUAAUAAUAAUAAUAAUUAUUUAUACCCUGCCCUCCCCUGCCAAGACUGGGCUCAGGGUGGUUAACACCAAGUAUAAAAACAAUUGAUUAAAAUACUGUACAACAUUAGAAUGCAGCCUCAUUUCAGUAGAAACUCAAGUCAAAAACUUUUUUGGGGAUGAAAACGUCAAGUCUUCAGGGGUUCAGGCCGCCCUGGAGCUGCAGCCGACGGUCCCAGGUGCCAAAGGGGAUGCUCUGCCCCUGGGCUGUCUGAAUGUAAGAUUAUGGAGCGUAGUGAUUAAUGGAUAUCCAUGAGCAUGUACAGUAAUGCACGAUAUACAUAUAUAUUCUUAAGUCAGAUAAAUAGGAUAUAAUACUUAAAUAAUACUCGUAUUGUAUAUAAGAUUGUGCACAGAUAGUUAAUAUGUAUUACGUAAAAUUUAUAGUAGGUAGUAUAUAUUAUAAUAUUCAUGCGGCCCCUCCAGGUGGCAUAGCUGUCAACUUUUCCCUUUUCUUGCGAGGAAUCCUAUCCGGAAUAAGGGAAUUUCCCUUAAAAAAGGUGAAACAUUGACAGCUAUGCCAGGUGGCGCUCAGCCUUCUCCGUUUCUGUACUUGCAACAGCCCUGCGAGGGAGGCAAGGCGGGGACUGGCCCAGGGUGGCACCCAGUGAGCAUCAGGAUUCGAACCCUGGUCUCUGCCAGGACCUAGUCUGGCAUCUGAACUUCCGCCACCACUGACUCCUCAGAGCCAGGGAACUGGAAGAUUCAUUCUCAUGUUUUGCUUGUUUAUCCAGUAAUAACAGCCCAUGGUACCAAAUAGUAUGGGAAACAGCCUUAUUAGAAAAGCUAACUAAUAACUGACACGGGGAGAAAUGGAAGAAGAAUUUCUACUACAGUGGUACCUCGGGUUACAUACACUUCAGGUUACAUACGCUUCAGGUUACAGACUCCGCUAACCCAGAAAUAUUGCUUCAGGUUAAGAACUUUGCUUCAGGAUAAGAACAGAAAUCGUGCUCCGGCGGCGCAGUGGCAGCAGCAGGAGGCCCCAUUAGCUAAAGUGGUACUUCAGGUGAAGAACAGUUUCAGGUUAAGAACGGACCUCCAGAACGAAUUAAGUACUUAACCCGAGGUACCACUGUAUUAACACCAUUCUGUCUACAACCAUUUGUGAAAUAAGUAAAAUAACCAAGCAAGUAUCACCCCAGAAUUGGCCUUACUAAACAUCUUCCAAGACAGUAAUGCCCACUUACAUCACAAAGAACUCAUAACCCACCUACUUUCAGCAGCCAGAAGCAUCCUAGCCAGAAACUGGAGAGACCUGUCAGGAGUAAGCAUGGACCAAUGGUACCAAAUAGUCUGGGAAACAGCCCUACUAGAAAAAGUCACUAAUAAACUGAAACUGACACGGGGACAAAUAGAAGAAGACGCCUUCGCCCCGGUCUGGCUCACCUUUAUCACAUACACAGCCCAGCAAGACAAUGACAAAAAUCCACCGACAGCAUACAAAUCAGUAUGGCUAACCUGAUCCGAAACACCCACCCACCUCACUCACACACGAAAACAAAGACCACCACAGCCAACCACAAAUGAAUAACCACACCCUAGGCCAACCCCAACCUCUCUCACCACCAAAGGAACACAACAGCAGAGAUCUGCACAAGCAACGCUGACACCAAACCUUACAUAUAUUAAGUAAAAUAGAAACAUCGUCACCCGACCCCACCCCACCUCUUUCCCCAUUUUCUUCCUAAUGUCUCAAUAAAUGAAACCGAUUUGUAAAAAUGUUACAUGGGAAAAUAAUACGAGAGAGAGACAUUGCACACACUUUUGGAAAUCAAGAAAAUCUUUAAUAAAAAUACAUUAAAAAACAACAACAACCCUAAACCCCCAAAGGAUUAUAAUCUCCACAGUACUGAUGAUGGAGUGUGCAUGUAGUGGGGUGGUGGUCCAUGGGUGUUUAUUUUAUUAAGGAUUAGGAUUCCCCUCCUGGCAAAUUUCCUGUGCCUUUAGCUCAGGGCUGCCACCUUUUCAGCCUGCCACUAGCUGAUAUACUGACACCAGCAGCCGAUUAUCUUUCCAUGCCAUGGAAAAGCUUCACUUGCCAAACCUUAUUUAUCAUCCUGCUGAAUAAAACACAAGAGCAGACCAGGCUGCUGCUGUUAGGGUGAGUUGGCAACCCUACUUUAACAGCUGCAUGACUGGCAGAAAACUGGCAGGUAUGGAUUUCUUCCCAUGACUGCGUUUCUUAGAAAAUGGAUCUUCAGAAUAUCUCUCCCUGUAUCAUUUCUGCCUGUCAUGGGGGCUGUCAGUGGAGACUGAUGUGGAUUUCCUCCCUCUGCAGCUGAGGACAGACUUGCAGCAAGCUCUCUCACUUUUCUGGCUUGUGGGUUGUUGAUGUGGGUGGCGCAGAAAAAUGUGUUAGAGACAGUGGUUUUCAUAUAGAAUAAAUAGGUAAAGGGACCCCUGACCAUUAGGUCCAGUUGUGACCGACUCUGGGGUUGCGGCGCUCAUCUCGCGUUACUGGCCGAGGGAGCCGGCGUACAGCUUCUGGGUCAUGUGGCCAGCAUGACUAAGCCGCUUCUGGCGAACCAGAGCAGUGCACGGAAACGCCGUUUACCUUCCUGCUGGAGCGGUACCUAUUUAUCUACUUGCACUUUGACGUGCUUUCGAACUGCUAGGUUGGCAGGAGCAGGGACCGAAAGACGGGAGCUCACCCCGUCGCGGGGAUUCAAACCGCCGACCUUCUGAUCGGCAAGCCCUAGGCUCUGUGGUUUAACCCACAGCGCCACUCGCGUCCCUAUAGAAUAAAUAAAAGUGCUUUAAUGGUAACCCAUGGCCCUUUUAUUGAAUUUUCACAUGCUGUCUUCUCACCUGACUAGCUUCUGUCUUUUUACGGGAAGUUUGGUCUUUUCAGUGCUGAAGAUCAGACACCAGCAGAAAGGAAAAUUGCAAGGGUCAGUAUCUCCUACUAGGUUAAUUUUUAUUUAUUUAUUGUGUUUAGGUUUAUAAAGCGCUACUGAAACUUGACAAUGUCUGAAGAUGAAGAAAAGCUUAACUUGCGUCGCCUUGAGCCAGCCAUCCAGAAGUUUAUUAAAGUUGCCGUUCCAACAGAUCUGGAGAGGUUAAGAAAGCAUCAGAUAAAUAUUGAGAAGGUUUACUUUUUUCCCCUGAAUAUUAAGUUGAUAUUGUAUAAUUUUACUGACAUUAGCACAACUUAAGCAAAGCAGAGAUGCUUUGAUUGGAACUAAAGGUGGGCAAGUGUAAUUAGCUCUGUUGCACGACAAUUUCCGCACCCCUCCUCAAAAACCCCCCUCCACUUUCAAAGGUAGUUAAAAGUCCAUUCCUUUUCUUUAAAUUGGGGCCUUAAAAAAGGUAAAGGGACCCCUGACCAUUAGUUCCAGUCGUGACCAACUCUGGGGUUGCAGCGCUCAUCUCGCUUUACUGGCCGAGGGAGCCGGUGUACAGCUUCCGGGUCAUGUGGCCAGCAUGACUAAGCCGCUUCUGAAGAACCAGAGCAGUGCAUGGAAACGCCGUUUACCUUCCCGUCGGAGCAGCACCUGUUUAUCUACUUGCACUUUGACAUGCUUUCGAACUGCUAGGUUGGCAGGAGCAGGGACCGAGCGACGGGAGCUCACCCCGUCGCUGGGAUUCGAACCGCCGACCUUCUGAUCGGCAAGUCCUAGGCUCUGUGGUUUAACCCACAGCGCCACCCGCGUCCCAGUUGGGGCCUUACUAUUAUUUAAAAUGAGGCAGCCGAGGCAGCCUGGGGGUGCUCCCAUUUGCUACAGAACAGCUGAAUGGCUGGUCAUUAUUUGGGGAUGUUGGGAGGGUAGAGGUCUGCCUCCAUUGGCCAAUAUUUUGUUUGAUCUUAAAUGCAUGCUCUGGGUACCCAUUCAAGAGUCCUGCUAUAAACAGAGAAAAGAGGCUGUCUAAAGGUUUGGAUUGAGAGUUGCUUUUCAGUCUAUGCAUCUGCUGAGAUAAUAAUAAUAAUAAUAAUAAUAAUAAUUUUUAUUUAUGCCCCGCCCUCCCCAGCCAAGACCGGGCUCAGGGCGGCUAACACCAAGUAUAAAACAAUUGAUUCAAAUACAACUUAAAAACAAGAUUAAAGUACAACAUUAAAAUGCAGCCUCAUUUCAAUAGAAACUCAAAUCAAAAACUUUUUGGGGAUGAAAACGUCAAGUCUUCAACAUCAAAUGAGGGGACAAAUUGGUUGCAAUGAUUUUCAAAUGCAACUGGGGUCAAAAUUACCCCCCCAAUAAAUAACUAUUGCUUUCCAUGAACUCUGCAGGUAGUUAUGACCUCACUUGGCUGGGUUGCAAGUGUGAUUCUAAGUGGAAAAUAUCAUUUAUAAACAUCAGAUUUAUAAAGAGGGCUUGCAAGCCAGUGGGGGCUUCCCUGGCAUAAUAAGGAAGUGAGUAAUUUGUCGAUUAUGGGGGGGGGGGUUUUGCCCUCAAUGCUCUUUUCUCACAAGAAAGGGAAAGAGGAGGCUCUGGGCUAAGUAUCUGUAGACAUGAAAACUGUAAAAACCGUAAAAAGGCAAAUGGCAUUUUGCAAGGUUUCUUUGAGCCCUGAUACUUUAUGUGUUUCCACCUCCCAGCUCUCGUCAGUAUCUCUCUCCUCAUUCUCCAUCUUCUGCAGAGGGGUUAAGAGUGGCUACAUAGCAGGUGAAUCUUCCCCUGAAAAUGCUCAUCUAUUUCUCAUCUAGCUCAUCUACCGGCAGCUAGACUGGUGACUGGGGGCGGCUGCCGAGACCACAUAACACCGGUCCUGAGAGAUCUGCAUUGGCUCCCAGUACGUUUCCGAGCACAAUUCAGAGUGUUGGUGCUGACCUUUAAAGCCCUAAAUGGCCUCGGUCCAAUAUACCUGAAGGAGCGUCUCCACCCCCAUUGUUCUGCCUGGACACUGAGGUCCAGCUCUGAGGGCCUUCUGGUGGUUCCCUCACUGCGAGAAGCCAAGUUACAGAGAACCAGGCAGAGGGCCUUCUCAAUAGUGGCACCCGCCCUCCCACCAGAUAUCAGAGAGAUAAACAACUACUUGACAUAUAGAAGACAUUUGAAGGCAGCCCUGUUCAGGGAAGUUUUUAAUGUGUGACAUUUUGAUGUAUUUUUAAUUUUUGUUGGAAGCCGCCCAGAGUAGCUGGGGAAACCCAGCCAGAUGGGCAGGGUACAAAUAAUAAAUUAUUAUUAUAUUAUUAUUAUUAUUUUUCAUCAGAUUGUGGAUGGGGACUCAAAGCACCAGAUGAUGGUUCAAACCUUGUCACAAUUGAAGAGUCCCUGGAACAAGGAGUUGUGAAUGUCUUGCAUAAUGGCUUUUGUGACAUUUCUCAGCGUUGUUGGGUAACACUGGGCUCUCUUUGUUGAUGGAGGCUUAAGCUGGAAUUAGAGAGCAAAGUUUGCUGCAAUUGAGAGAGUGAGUCUGUCCCUUGGAAUGAUGUGUGCACAUAGCUUAUCUUACUGGUUUGUGCCAGCAGGCACUGGGAUAGCCUGUUCCCCAAACCCCACCAUUUCCUCUGCCUUAAGACAGCACAGGGAAUGGGAAAUGGCGAUUCUUUUUGUCCUUCCUUUCUCUGUAGACCCAUAAAAACACAUUUUUUUUCUCUCUCGCUCUUUCCUUGCCUUUAGUAUCAGAGAUGCAGACUGUGGGACAGGUUACAUGAAGAGCACAUCAAUGCUGGCCGUACGGUUCAAGUAAGUAGUUAGAAAAGUGCAUUCCAGUGUUUGUUGCUGGUUUUCCCCAGAAAAUAGCAGAAGCAAAAAUGCAAAGGUCUCCCCUUUCUCCUCAUAGGGCACUGUAGCUAACCUAAAGCCUAUCCAAGCUUUCCUCCUCCUUCCACUAUCCAACCUGUGUUGAAUCUUACAUUUGUCUGCUCCUUGGGGCAGGGACCUUUUCCCUUGCCUGCAACGAUCCUAUAACAACACACAACAGAGCUGCGCCGUUCACUCAAUUAUGAUACAACAACUGCAAAUGGCUUCAUUGUCAGCAACUGAAAAUACGAUGAGAUGUGAAAUAAGCAAGCCAUUUUGGACUCUAAUGUCAAGCACAAAUACCUUAGUGUUCUUAACUUGUAUGUUCAAUUGCUUUAAUAGUUUUUAAUAGGUGUGGCUGUUUUAUGCAUGUUUUUGUUGUCAAUUACUUUGGCUGGCGAUGCCUCAAGGGAAGCGAUUCAUAAAUGAAAUAAAUAAUAAUAUUUAUAUCCUGUUUUUUCUAAACCAAAGAAUGCACUCAAAAUACAGAAAGGGAGGAGAUGACAGUAUAGGUGGCCAUACCUGGAAGAUGUAGUCUCACAGAAAAUAAAAGGCAUUCUCUAUGCAGCCUUUAAAAGGUAAAGGUAAAGGGACCCCUGACCAUUAGGUCCAGUCAUGACUGACUCUGGGGUUGCGGCGCCCAUCUCACUUUACUGGCUGAGGGAGCCAGCGUACAGCUUCUGGGUCAUGUGGCCAGCAUGACUAAGCCGCUUCUGGCGAACCAGAGCAGCGCACGGAAACGCCGUUUACCUUCCCGCCGGAGAGGUACCUAUUUAUCUACUUGCACUUUGACGUGCUUUCGAACUGCUAGGUUGGCAGGAGCAGGGACCGAGCAACGGGAGCUCACCCCGUCGCGGGGAUUUGAACCGCCGACCUUCCGAUCAGCAAGUCCUAGGCUCUGUGGUUUAACCCACAGCACCACCCGCGUCCUCCCAAAUCUGUUUGGGAAUUGCCUGUGACCAGUACUUAAGCACUAGAGCAGUUAUCCCAGCAAGGGCCCAGGAGAGAUUCAGAGGCUUAUAUCAGGUCCAAGAACUGAGGCUUUCUGGGCCGGAAUGGACCUGCUGUCCCCGGAAUUUGCACCUGAUACCUGAACUAUUCUGUGAGGUAUGAAGAGAGCGCUAUUCAAUGGGUUGUGUGUAACCAAAUCCCCUGAUGGCAACUGUUAGAGGUCAUUCAAAUCAGAGAAUAACACUGGUCAACAACAAAUUUGUUGUCUGCGUUUUUUCAGUUGAUUUAGGACGAAUCUGAUGUGCUGAAUCCAAAAAUUCCAUUGGUUUUGCUCAAUCAGGUCAAGUUUUUGAGCUAUGGCCACAUGUCGUUUUUUUACGUUUUUGUUCACAUGUACGCUUGUGUGGAGCAUUUUAGAAGAAGUUGGUGGGGGUAAAAUGCCAUGUCGAAUAAUUGUUUUGAUUGGAAAUGAUUAUUUUAAUGACAAGAAGUAUUCAGGUCCGAUAGCUCUGGGUGAUUAUGUCGAAAAGGGAUCAGUUGUUGAAGGACAUGAAGAAGAAGAAGUGGUUCUUGAAGAUGAUGCUCCACAUCCAUUUUCCCAAAAGGAGUUGAAUGAUCUAGUUCGCGACCUCAGCUUGUCAAAGGACUCUGCCGAACUGUUGGCAUCCAGAUUGAAGGAAAAAAACCUCCUCUCUGACAGUGCUCACAUCAGCUUCUUCCACAACAGGUAUCAAGAGUACCUCCGUUUUUUCUCGGAAGAGAAGGACUUAGUGUACUGUGCAGAUAUUGCGCAGCUUCUGCUCAAGCUUGGAGUGCCACAGUACGAACCCAAAGAUUGGAGACUGUUCAUUGACAGCAGCAAGCGAUCACUGAAAUGUGUUCUGCUACACAACGACAACCAGUUUGCCUCUAUACCCCUGGCUCACUCGACUACACUGAAGGAGAACUAUGAAGCGGUGAAGUAUGUGCUGGAGAAAAUUGGUUAUGAUCAGCAUAAGUGGUUUAUUUGUGUUGACCUGAAGAUGGUGAACUUUUUGUUGGGACAACAGUCUGGCUUCACCAAGUACCCAUGUUUUCUGUGCAUGUGGGAUAGUAGGGACCGUGCUCAGCAUUACACGAAGAAGGACUGGCCUGUGCGGGAGGAAUUGGUGCCUUGCAAAAAUGGACGUCAUCAACGACCCUCUGGUGGACAGAGACAGAAUACUCUUCCCACCGCUGCACAUCAAGCUUGGCUUAAUCAAGCAGUUCACCAAGGCUCUGGACAAGGAUGGUGACUGCUUCACUUACUUGUGCCAGGCUUUUCCAGGAUUGACCAUGGAGAAGUUGAAAGCUGGCAUCUUUGACAGUCCUCAGAUCCGUCAGCUCAUCAGAGAUCCAGAGUUCGGAAACUCAAUGAACAAAGUGGAACUGGAAGCGUGGAAGGCAUUUGUUCUGGUAGUGAAGAACUUUCUUGGCAACAAUAAGGCCAGAAACUACGCAGAACUUGUCAACAACAUGCUGACUGCUUUCAGAAACCUGGGCUGCAACAUGAGCGUCAAGAUGCACUACCUAUUUUCACAUAUGGACCGGUUUCCUGAGAACCUGGGUUCAAUGAGUGACGAGCAGGGGGGAGAUUCCAUCAGGACAUGAAAGAGAUGGAGACCAGGUAUCAGGGUCGCUGGGACGCAGUCAUGAUGGCUGACUACUGUUGGACUCUGAAGAGAGACCUCCCUGCCGCUGAGCAUUCCAGGAGUUCCAAGAAACGGAAGUUCAAGCCCUGAAGUUUGAAAAAUGGUGAAGCAACAUGCAAUUUACGUGUACUUACCUUUAUCAAUGCCCACCAUUCAGUAUACAGUAAUCGAUGUUUCUAUCAGGUAAUCAAUAUAUGUUGUUGGAAAUUUUUUUUUCUCUUAAAAACAUAUUUAGGAUGAUAUUUGUUGACAAAAAUCAGCUGAUAAUGCCACAAAAAUGUAAUCGAUUUUGUCACAAGAUCUGAUUUUUUUUCAAAUUAACACAGCACGAAAACCUGACCUGAUGGAGAGAAACGGAUGCCAUUUCCUGAUUCAGCAGUGCAAAAAUACCCUAAAUCAGUUGUAGAAAUCUAGACAACAUUCAAAUAGUAAAAAAUUGUUGCCCAGUGUAAUUAAAGAGUGGGAGGGAGUGAAGGAAUAUAUGAAAAAAUAGGGUUCCGGGACUGGAAUAUUAAUAGAUAACGUGUAAAACGUGCAGGGGUAAGCAAGUAAAUAAUAAAAGAAUCAGCUGAACAAUGAUUAAAUUAUAACAACACAACAAGACGGAAGAAGAAGAAGAAAAAAAGAGAUCACACCUGGGUGAAGGGGAACGGGGGGUAUAGGGGAAUUUGAAAUAUUAUUUAUAAUAUAAAAGCUUUAAUAUGAAAUUUCUAACUGUGUUGUAUUUGUAUACAGCAAAGAGAAGUUUAGAGUAAUUAGGUAUAUUUUAAUUUAGUUAAUUAUGUAAUAGGUUUAUGUUAGAAAAUUAAUUAUGGAUGUUGAAUUUGAUGUUUGUCAUUUUUCUUUUUUCGGUUUUGGAAAUAAAAAAUUCAUAAAACAAAAAAACAAACAAAACAAAUCCCCCUUCUUGAAUUGUCCUUUCCAGCAGCUGCGAGCAAAUAUCCGAGAGAUGGAGAAGCUCUGCCUACGGGUCCGGAAGGAAGACCUCCACGCUUUGGAGAGGAUGAUUAACCCGGUGAAAGACCAGGCGUCGGUGGCCAUAAAGGAAUUUCUGCGGCUCCACUUGGAGUCUGCAGAAGAACUGAAGAGGCAGUUUAAGGAGAAAGAGGCGUUGCUCCAGUCCCCUUUAACCAGAUCAACCACCGUAGCAGGGGGUAUGAGUGCACCGUGUUCCUUUUUCAAACAAGUAUGUUUUUAUCGCCAAGAUAUCUGUAUGAUCUUUCUGGACCAGAGUUGAGAUGUCAUUUAACUGUUAAAUGACCCAACUGUGACAUGCAAAAGGUUGAAAGCUACGGGAAUGUUUAAGCCAAAGUCGCACACGUUGAAGGCGCUGGACGUGUUCCUAGUUUCUGCCGCUGAAAUCAAAGAGCAAAAAAAGCAGCCAGCUUGCAACUACAGUGGUACCUCGGGUUAAGAACUUAAUUCGUUCUCAUCCUGCAGCAAAGUUCUUAACCCGAGGUACUAUUUCUUUUCUUUUCUUUAAUUUUUUUUGGAAAAGUUUUUAUUGUUAAAAUAAUUCAGCAUUAAUACACACAUAUUGCGAAUUUACAAACAUACAUUUCAUACAAUCCUUAAAAAUGUUCAAACAUACCUACACUCAAUCCCACAGAUAAUUCCUUUUCCCAUCACCAUCCACCACCCCUCACCCCACCUUUGUGUUAGACUUCCAAUCUACUCAAUUGCAAUUUCUUUCCACUUCUAUUACUUUCUUUCACACAUCUUUAACCUAAUUUCAUGCUUCUUUUUCUAUUACGCAUUGUUAUCCAUCUUAUUUGGUAUUCCAGUAUUUAAAAUGGAACUUCUUUAUUCUAAUAGGAGUUCUGAUUUUUCAAUAUGGUUUUGCAAGUAUCCUUUAAACACCGUCCAACCCCUGUCUAUCUUCUCUUUUGAGAUCCUUCCAAUUUCUCCCAUUGUUUUGGAUAUAUUGUAGUACUCCAAUAAUUUGGCAAGCCACUCUGUUUUUGUCGUUAUAAUACCACUUUUCCAAUUUUUCGCAAUCAAUAGUCUUGCGGCUACUGUUGCGUAUAAAUAUAAUGUCUUGUCUUCUUCCUUUAGUCUUCCUGGUACUAUUCCCAAUAGAAAACCUUCUGGUGUUUUCCUAAAUGAAUAUCUGAACAUUUUUUCGUUUCGUUAUAUAUUGUUUCCCAAAAUUCUUUGAUGUUUAAACAAUUCCACCAUAUAUGUAUCAUAGUACCUUUUCCAGUGUUGCAUCGCAACACCGAGGUGCUAUUUCUGGGUUAGCGGAGUCUGUAACCUGAAGCAUCUGUAACCUGAGGUACCACUGUACUCCAAUAUGAAAACCAGGGGAAAUGUUUCAAUAUGCUGUUUCAGCAGCAAAAUGCAUUGGGCGGAACAGAAGAAGCUGCCCUAUACUGAGCCAGUCGGUUGGUCUGUCUAUCUCAGUAGAGUCUACACUGGCCGACAGCAGUUCUCCAGGGUUUCAGACAGAACAUUCACAUCCUACCUGAAGACGCAGAGGGGAGAACCUGGGAUCUUCUGCCUGCCAAGCAGAUGCUCUGCCACUGAGCUGUGACCCUUCCCUCGUUGCCCCCCCACCACACCUGCACAUAGUGCCAUUGCUUUUACUUCCUUAAAAUCCCCCCUGCCCCACCAGGGCCCACCUUUUCUGGGUAGCCUUUAAAUACACAUCAUCAUCAUCAUCAUAACUUGGCUUCUCGCAGUGAGGGAACCGCCAGAAGGCCCUCGGCGCUGGACCGCAGUGUCCGGGCAGAACGAUGGGGGUGGAGACGCUCCUUCAGGUAUACUGGACGAGGCCGUUUAGGGCUUUAAAGGUCAGACCUAACACUUUGAAUUGUUCUCAGAAAUGUCCUCGGAGCCAAUGUAGGUCUUUCAGGACCGGUGUUACAUGGUCCCGGCGGCCGCUCCCAGUCAUAAGUCUAGCUGCCGCAUUCUGGAUUAAUUGCAGUUUCCGGAUCACCUUCAAAGGUAGCCCCACAUAGAGCACAUGGCAGUAAUCCAAGUGGGAGAUAACCAGAGCAUGCACCACUCUGGCAAGACAGUCCGUGGGCAAGGAGGGUCUCUGCUUAAGAACUUCUAAGGAAUGAGAGUCCACUCCCAUUUAUCCGACGGCAGUUAAAUCGAAUUGGGGCAGAGGGCUGGGAGCUCUUUAGUUCUUGAUAGGUUAACCCUCUGGGAUCAUUAUGAGACUUUAUGAUCUUUCCACUCAGAAACGUUUUACGAUGCCAGCAACGAAGGACUCUCUCAGAGUUACAUCCAGACCUUCUCCCCUCUCCCCGAAAUCCCCCAGGAUCAAAACGCGGCGGAAUCGUGGGAAAUGCUUGAAGAGGUAGGCUGGGCUUCUACUCUGAGGGUCCCUUGGACAAAUCUAGAGGAGCAGAAGAAUAACAGCACAUUUUUUUGGCUCUCAUUGUAGGACUUGAUUGAGCUCAGCAACCUGGUGACGGACUUCUCUCUGCUUGUUAAUGUAAGUAUGGCAAGAUUAGGGUCUUAACGUUCCUUCAGCGUUCAGAAGAAAGGGGGCGAAAGAAAGAAGCUAGCUGCGCAAUUCUUACAUCUCUGGAGUGAGAAGAGGAAUAUGCAGAGAGUUUAGUCUGGCUUUCUGCAGGGGCCUGGAGUACGAGGGACCAUCUUGUGGAGAGGUGCCUUAUUAUGCACCCAAACUUAGCAGGAUUGACCUCCCCACACCUUGGCUGAUGCCUAGGGCAUUCAGUCCUGUUUUCGGUAUAAAUCUCCACUUAUAAUAAUAAUAGGCGACACGGGCAGCACUGUGGGUUAAACCACAGAGCCUAGGACUUGCCGAUCAGAAGGUCAGUGGUUCGAAUCCCCGCAACGGGGUGAGCUCCCGUUGCUCGGUCCCUGCUCCUGCCAACCUAGCAGUUCGAAAGCACACCAGUGCAAGUAGAUCAAUAGGUACCGCUCCGGUGGGAAGGUAAACGGCGUUUCCGUGCGCUGCUCUGGUUCGCCAGAAGUGGCUUAGUCCUGCUGGCCACAUGACCCGGAAGCUGUACACCGGCUCCCUCGGCCAGUAAAGCGAUAUGAGCACCGGCAACCCCAGAGUCGGUCACGACUGGACCUAAUGGUCAGGGGUCCCUUUACCUAUAAACAAGAAUAAUGUUAUACAAACCAGCAUACCAAGUUUUCUCAUGUCUUUUGUAUAUCGCAAAAAGAGCAUAAUAAACGUGGGAAAAUAUCUACAACAUAUGUUUCAUUAUUAGCAGUCAAUGUAGAAGUUCUUGGUUCAUGAAUUGGUUUAAACAAUUAAGAAGAGAAAGGGGGAAAAGGAGUAGGGGGGAAUGGUGAGUAGGGCCGGGUGGUUAUGUUUCUAUUAUUCUACUUAGAGGGGGUUGUGUCAAUUGUAUGGCCCACCCCCUCCUUUCAAGGUUAAUACCAGCAGUUUGAAUUGGGCCCCCAAAUGCACCAGUAGUCAGUGCAGAAUUACGCUCUGCGUUCGAAUUUUCUGGCCCACGACCACCUAGGCAGCCACAUUGCGCAUCGGUUGACAUUUCUGCAUCGUCUUUGAUGGCAGCCUUGUGGUGGUUGUUGUUGCUGCGUCGAUUAGUCGUGUCCGCCUCUUUGUGACCCCCUGGACCAGAGCACGCCAGGCACUUCUGUCCUCCACUGCCUCCCACAGUUUGGUCAAACUCAUGCUGGUAGCUUCGAGAACACUGUCCAACCAUCUCGUCCUCUGUCGUCCCCUUCUCCUUGUGCCCUCCAUCUUUCCCAACAUCAGGGUAUUUUCCAGGGAGUCUUCUCUUCUCCUGAGGUGGCCAAAGUCUUGGAGCCUCAGCUUCAGGAUCUGUCCUUCCAGUGAGCACUCAGGGCUGAUUUCCUUAAGAAUGGAUGCGCUUGAUCUCUUUGCAGUCCAUGGGACUCUCAAGAGUCUCCUCCAGCACCAGAAUUCAAAAGCAUCAAUUCUUCGGCGAUCAUCCUUCUUUAUGGUCCAGCUCUCGCUUCCAUACAUCACUACUGGUAAAACCUUGUGGAGAAAGUCCAUUAUUGUGGGUCAGCUUUGAAUGGAAAGGGAUGGAAAUAGGCUUCAGCCAAAAAAGGCUAUUUUUAGUUUUCAGAAGGCUCCGCGCUUGGUACUUUGAAGUGGGGUGUGUGCUUUUGUUCUGCCGUUUCGCUUGAAAACCCUUUUGUGUCUUCUAGGCUCAGCAGGAGAAGAUCGACAGGAUUGAAGAUAACGUCAACACGGCCGCCGUGAAUGUUGAAGAGGGGACCAGGAAUCUGUCCAGGGUAGGGCUCUCUCCAUCCAUCUCCUGGCAAACCAGUGGCACUCUGCUUUCCAGCAAUACUCCAUUGAAUCAAAACAUCAUAGAAUCUUAGAAUUGGAAGGGACCCCGAGGGUCAUCUAGUCCAACCCCCGGCAAUGCAGGAAUCUCAGCUAAAUCCCUGGCAGGUGGCCCUCCAACCUCUGCUUUAAAACCUCCAUGGAAGGAGAGUCCGCUGCCUCCGGGUGGGAGCCGACUCCACUGUGGAGCAGCUCUUACUGUCAGAAAGGUCUUCCUGAUGUUGAGUUGGAAUCUCUUUUCUUGUCACCUGAAUCCAUUGGUUCAGGUUCUGCCUCUGAAACAGCAGAGAACACCAUUUUUCAUGUGACACGCCUCCCUCAUAAGCUACAAUGACAACUCAGCCUGGAGCCAUAAGAAAGCCAUAGGAAAGGCUGCAGUUCAGUGCCUCCUCCUAAGGUAGUCUUUGGCGAUCCCUCGUAGCUGACGAAGAUUGUCUUCCAUAAACACGGUUUUAACAAUGAGCCCAUAAGUGACUGUGGAGGCCAAUUCUGGAUCCACACCUCCUUCCACAGUGGGGACAUUGGUUUAUUUGGUUCUAUGUUUUCAAGAGAAUUCAUCAAGAGUGCAUUUUCUGUGACUUUCAGAGAUUUAGAAUAUUUCUGUUUAAUAUUUAUUUAUUUAUUUAUUUAUUUAUACCCCGCCCUCCCCAGCCAAGAGUGGGCUCAGGGCGGCUAACAAUCAAUAAUAAAAACAAGAUUAAAAUACAACAUUAAAACAUUGAAGUGCAUUAAAACUCCAACACAUAUGGAUGGAAGACUUUCUACAAGUGUUACUAAGUGGGAAUUUCUCUUUCGACUAAAGGAUUUUGAUUGGAUCAUUAUUUUUUUUAAAAAAAUUAAUUAUCCAAUAAGUUAUGAAGAAGCAUAGGGGAGAGCUGGUUUAUUUUGUCUGUUUGUUCUGUUUAUUUGCUUUUGCAGAGAGUGCAUAUUUCAUAUAUUUCAUAUUGUUUUACCUUUUGUAUAGAUUACAGUGGUACCUUGGGUUACAGAUGCUUCAGGUUACAGACUCUGCUAACCCAGAAAUAGUACCUUGGGUUAAGAACUUUGCUUCAGGAUGAGAACAGAAAUCGUGCUCCAGUGGCGCGGCGGCAGCAGGAGGCCCCAUUAGCUAAAGUGGUACUUCAGGUUAAGAACAGUUUCAGGUUAAGAACGGACCUCCGGAAUGAAUUAAGUACUUAACCCGAGGUACCACUGUAUAAAAAGAGUUUAUAUUGACAUUGCAUUGUUGUACUUGGUCAUCGUGUCGCCUUUGGAUAUUACUGACAAUCUCCGGGUAGCAGGAGCAACCCAUCCCACGUCCCACCCCCCGAUUAACUACCGCUGUAUAAGACGACCGCCCCCUUUUCUGGCAAAAUUUUCUAAGAAAAAACCCUUGUCUUCUACGUGGAAAAGUACUUUCUCGCAACACCAGCUCACUCCUUUCUCUUGUCUUCCUUCUUCUCCAGGCUGCCAAAUUCAAGCUGGCCGCCUUGCCUGUCGCUGGCGCCCUCAUUGGCGGAGUCGUGGGGGGUCCUAUCGGGCUCCUGGCUGGGUUCAAAGUGGCCGGCAUUGCUGCUGCGCUGGGCGGCGGAGUUUUGGGCUUCACGGGUGGGAAGCUGAUCCAGAGGAAGAAGCAAAGGAUGAUCGAAGGCCUCUCGGCUCCAUCCUCCUGCAGCUGCCCAGAUCUCCCCAGACCAAGCGACCGAGAAUGUAGCUGAAGGGGGGCUCCUCUGGUGAGCCGCCCACCUCCGCUGUGGAUCCCCCUUGCGCCCGACGGACCUGAAGAGCAGAUCCAGCCCUGGCAGCCUUUGGAAAGGGUAACCCCGAGUCCCUCUCUCCGGCCGGGGCAGAGAAGGCUCAUCCUUCCAUUUUGAAAACAGAGCCCAAGGGAGGAAGCCAGAGGCAGGUCGGAAGACGUGUGCCAAAGGAGCAGCUUUCUCGUCCGAGAAUUAAGGGGGCGUUGUUCGCAAGACACCUUUUCCUGGAGAAACAGACAAGGGAGAUUUUAAGUCGUAAAUUUUUCAGUGCCUGGUCCAUCUUCCCUGCAAGCGUACAAAUAAAUGUCUCCUUCAGGGUUCUUUGUGGUGGAAUCUUUAGCCAAGUUUGAAGUUCAAAGCCUGGACUCUUUUCAUACACCUGUUUGGCUCAGGUGAAGUAACUGACCCUCUCCUUUGCCCAAGUGCUGUAUUCUUAUGAUUAUUUUUUUUUAAGGUGCAGACUUUCCCUAAACUUAACCUUUCAGGCUUUAGGACAGAAGUCCUGCUCUUCCUCUCUCUCUCUUUAUAAAGUGUCGCUUUUAGGAAAAUCGGAACUGUGCUUUGCGAACGAAUCUUCACAGUGUUUCAGGUUCUCUUCGGAAGUAUCCGCUAUCGACCACCAAGUGUUGGAGGACUCUGUGGUGGCCAAAUUUCUGGAUAUAUUGGACGGGACACUGAUCUCCCAUAAUCCCUUUUCCCCAUUGCCACAUCGGCCAAAUUCUGAUGGGAGGGAAUCAAAGAUGAGCCAAAGAUAACGCCAUACUGUGCCAUUGCUCUCCUGACAGUUGGGGUUUUUUUGCUGGGUGUUGAGUUUUCUGAAUACAAAGCCUUUUUCUUUUUAAGUGCUCCAAGGUUUAUAGGUAAAGUUUGAUACUUGCUUAAAAGGAAUUCCAUUUUUCUCCGGCACAAAAGAAGUCUUAAUUCAUCGUCGGAAGACGAUGUCUCUGCAUCUCAGUCCUACCCAGGGCUGGUAGCAGGAAGGGUCUCCUUGAAAUUGUGCGAUUGUUUCUCAUCAAGGUUUGCAUCUUACUUGAAGGCCAAGACCUGUGGCUUCUUCGUUCCUCUGACAGCGGACUCGGGACUUCAACAUUGUUGUCUGGCCUGUACAGAACAGUAUACAGAAGAUUAGGAUUCUGGUUUCAGUGGGUCGCCCUGUUGUGUGGGUCACAAGCACCACCCUCUACCUGAAAACCACUAUUAAAUAUUUUGAACUGGCCCACCUCAACCCAAAGAUGGUAGUGAGGUUGUGGGGAACGUCCAUUAUACGCCAUUUGUUAAGCAGAGCAGCAAAUUGUUUUCCUGGGUGAUUGAAUUAAAGCGGGAGUUCUUAAUGACAGGGGAAAUAAAAAACAUUUUAAAAAUUGUAGUUACUUGUGUGUUCAGAGACCGUCUUUUAUGAAAGCAAAAGAAAUCGCCACUCGACCGUUUGAUCCGUGGAGUUGCCACUGUUUCAGGUCCCACGUAAUAGCCACUCUGCAUUUAUCAGACCUUCGGAACUCCCUGUCUAUUGACGCGAGGCAGGGGCCUUCACUGUAUUCUUUUUGACACCCGACACUUUUUUUUAGGUGAGCCUAACAGAGUUGAUUCGAGUUUUAAUCUGUUAUUGCCGCUGUUUUGAUUUCUGGAGCCUUUAAUUAUUGUUGUUAAUUCUUCCCAAUAAUUUCAUGGUUUCCUGUUUUUUUUAAACCGCUUUGAGGGUUUUUUAAAAAACACUCCAGCAGUGUAUAAAUUUUUAUGAAAUAAAGAUAUCUAUAUAU
This is a messenger RNA of Podarcis lilfordi (Lilford's wall lizard), 17491 nucleotides long. The record is from the annotation of a GenBank genome assembly. NCBI's taxonomy places the organism in Eukaryota, Metazoa, Chordata, Lepidosauria, Squamata, Lacertidae.